Molecule: messenger RNA, 1980 nt
Organism: Guillardia theta CCMP2712
Lineage: Eukaryota; Cryptophyceae; Pyrenomonadales; Geminigeraceae
Exons: 12
Coding region: 1-1980 (659 amino acids)
Source: RefSeq, a predicted model, not a curated record
AUGAAAUCACAGUUGGCGGCAGAGUUCUCACAUUCUCAGUCUCAGGAUGGACAAGCAAGAACCUUUUCAUGGUCAGCUGAUGGCUUGCCUUUACAACGAGACUCUAAGGUUAUAAUGCAUAGAGCAAAGCAGGAAUUGUAUUCGAAGUCUUUGAUGAGAGCCAACCAGAUCUUGAUGCCCAUGAAAUGCAAGCAAGUGAUGGAGGUCAUGAUGUCCCGGCAUCUGUUCAAACUAUCAAAGAAGAGCUGGAACGAUUCUCAGAGCUUUCAUGAGCCAUUGCCCCAUCCUGGAAGUGCAACAAUAUGGGAUAUGAAGGACAUGGAUCGGGCGCUUGCGGUACUUCUUCUGCGCUAUGGUGUGGAGUACAACACGCUGGCGGCUCUGCAUGGGCGCAGGAUCAACACCGUCGCAGAUCUCUCACUUGUAAGUCAAAGUUUGAUUUCUUCAUUAGACAUCGCAGCGGGUGACAAAUGGAAGUUGCUUCUCCUCUCUCAACAAAGUGCAACUCAAUCGCUGAAAAGAGAAGACGAGAGAGUUCCGCUUCUGAACAGAACGAGGCCAAACACUGUUCCCAGUGCGAGCAGACCGGUGUGGCGAGAGACCGCUGAGCUCUGGUCACUGCCCAAGAAGGACGACAUCGCAUCAUUAUCAUCUAUACUACAGGACUCGACUAGAUCACUGAGAGGACUUGGUGAACCUGACAGCGAUCGUGGAAGAAACAACAUUCCUCUCAGGCUGCCAGACUCGAGUACCACGAUGCCAAGUGAUCCCGAGGCGUUCAAUCAGGUGCAACAGAAUCCACCGGAUGUUCAAGUACUUUCAAGCCGAUCACGUUCUUCUGAACUUUCCACCUCAAACUCAGAGAUCGAACGAUUGCAGCUUCAGCUGCAGGAGAUUGAUAGAAGAAGAAGCGUGAUGGAAGGAUUGCAAGACAUGUUGUCCACCAAAUUGAAAAUUCGUCUAGGUAGGGCCUCCUCCUCGUCCGCCGACUGGACGAACAAAGACACGGAAACUGAGAGCGAGAAGUCAGGAAGCUCUCACGACAAGAUCGGGCAACCUUUGAUAUUUGCAGGAGAGAGUGUUGACAGUGAUGAGAAGAAACACGUAGAUCGUGCCCCUUCCUUGAAGAGCGAAUACUUCGAGGACAACAUCGCAUGCAGCCAUUACCUCCACGAGCAUCUCCGUGCUGUGUGGUUCUCACCUGACCUGAAGCAACGGAUGUGCUAUUACUGUGCAGAAAGCGCCACAGAUCGCGGCCAUCGUCUCGUGGGAGGCCUUCCGCAAUUUCAGAAAUCAAGAGAAUGGAGCACACUGACGUCCUCGGACGAUGUCGUGUACAAACUGAAUGCGGGAGAAGAGAUGAUUGUAAGUCUCUCCAAGCUCAAGUGUCCAUGUGCGACUUGCAGUGCAGCGUGUCAUAAGAUCUUUUGUCAAGAUGCUGGGAUGUGUUUUUAUCACCACAAUUACAUUUUUGAGACGCAAUCAGAUAUCUAUGGUUGUCGAGACAUUCGUUGGGUCUGCGGUCCCAGAUAUCUUGAAGCCAUUAAGGGAAAAGAUGGAAUGUCCCUGAUCGUUCGUCGUGGAUACUGUCAGUAUGGCCAGCCGCUGGAUUCCACAAUUUCAUCCUUCAUGCCGCUGCCAAAGAAGGUACAGAGGCUCCCAAAUCCUUUUCGACUGAAUAUCUGCACGUUUGCUCCAAUCGACAGCCGCACGCGGCCUGUCACAGCAUCUGUCCAUUUCUUCAUCAAGUUCCUGAGCUUGACAUGGCUUCUCGAAAGAAGUUCACAGCAGCAUGCGGUCUUCCAGCUGGGCAAGAGACACCCGUUGAGUGACGAGCAGCUUGACGUAACCCUUUCCAAAACUGCAUCGUCAUCAUCAACAACAUCAUCGCUAGAUGACAAGAAAUUGGUGCAUUCUCGAUUAGGGAUCCAACUGGCAGGAAAGGAAGCAGUUGUUGACGAGGGCGAAGGAGAGAGCUAG